AUGGCCGCGCGCAGCAGCACCAUGAUCCUGAGCAGAGCUCUCCGCUCCCAGCGCACAACACAGAUGCCCCGCGCAGCAUCGCGGCUCUAUUCAACAUCAGUAGAUGACGAGAAGAGGCCAUCCAUUGUGAAGAACCCCGACGACGCUGACACGGGAAUCACAAACAAACAGGGAACAUUUUAUAAAACGUUUACGCGGCCUGUCCUCAAAGUUCUCCUGAUGGCGACCCUCACAUAUCAAAUCGCCUACUGGACCUGGACGAAGCUGGAACAGGACGAGAUUCGCGGCGAGAAGAGCAAGGAGAUUGAGAGUCUCGAGGCAAAGGUCGCAGAGUUGCAGGCAGGGAAGGGAACGAAGGCCUAG
This is a messenger RNA of Colletotrichum costaricense, 363 nucleotides long. RefSeq lists its product as uncharacterized. The record is from RefSeq and is a predicted model, not a curated record. The transcript is spliced from 2 exons. The coding region runs from base 1 to 363 and encodes 120 amino acids. NCBI's taxonomy places the organism in Eukaryota, Fungi, Ascomycota, Sordariomycetes, Glomerellales, Glomerellaceae.